Molecule: messenger RNA, 1163 nt
Organism: Gavia stellata (red-throated loon)
Lineage: Eukaryota; Metazoa; Chordata; Aves; Gaviiformes; Gaviidae
Gene: HRAS
Product: HRas proto-oncogene, GTPase
Exons: 7
Coding region: 267-836 (189 amino acids)
Biological process (GO): Ras protein signal transduction
Cellular component (GO): plasma membrane
Molecular function (GO): GTPase activity; GTP binding; GDP binding
Source: RefSeq, a predicted model, not a curated record
GCGGCGGGGAGGGUUCGCCCGCCUGGGGGGCGCCUCGUCUCCUUUGGUUUUCUUCCGUUGGAAGAAAAAAACCCCAAAUAAUAUUAUUAUCCCGCUUUAAACUUCCGCGCUCCGCUCCCCAGGACGCGCAUCCCGCCCGGCGGGGAGGACGAGCCGGGGGACUUGAGCCAUCCCCAGACAAGAGGACCCUUUUUCUCUGCGGGGCUGGUUAGCCAUCCAGAGGGUGGUGGUGCUCCUGGAAGUCCUGAGCUGGGGUCGGCUGGAAGAUGACCGAAUAUAAGCUGGUGGUGGUGGGAGCUGGUGGUGUCGGGAAGAGCGCUUUGACGAUACAGCUCAUUCAGAACCAUUUCGUUGAUGAGUAUGACCCCACGAUAGAGGAUUCCUACAGAAAGCAAGUCGUCAUCGAUGGCGAGACCUGCUUGUUAGACAUCUUGGAUACCGCAGGGCAAGAGGAGUACAGUGCCAUGAGAGACCAGUACAUGAGAACGGGGGAAGGAUUCCUCUGCGUCUUCGCCAUCAACAACACCAAGUCCUUUGAAGAUAUUCACCAGUACAGGGAGCAGAUCAAGAGGGUGAAAGACUCGGAUGAUGUUCCCAUGGUGCUGGUGGGAAAUAAAUGUGACCUACCAGCCCGGACAGUGGAGACCCGGCAAGCGCAGGACCUGGCCCGGAGUUACGGGAUCCCCUACAUAGAAACGUCUGCCAAAACCAGACAGGGCGUUGAAGAUGCCUUCUACACCUUGGUGCGGGAGAUCCGUCAGCAUAAGCUGCGCAAGCUGAAUCCCCCAGAUGAGAGCGGCCCCGGCUGCAUGAACUGUAAAUGUGUGAUAUCGUGACUACGCUGACUGGACCGUGUCUUGGAGAGGUUCCCACUGUGCAGAGCGCAAGGAAAGAGGUGAAGCGAAGGAAAGAAGCGAACGGAUUCAGGGGAGGAGUAUAGGGGGAGGGGGAGAGGAAGAGGAGGAGGAGGAAGAGGACAGGGGGAGCAUGAGCACCUCCAAGGACUAUCUCGCAUUUCACCCAAGCCUGCGGCAAACGACUUCUUUUCUUUUUUUUUUUUCUUUCCCCAUCCCUUCCUCCUUUGGCCUCCUCCCACCCCGGCAACUGUACAAAGCCACAGAUUGAAUCACAGUAAAUUAUUAUUUGAUGGUCUCGAUGAACCA